This is a messenger RNA of Caenorhabditis remanei, 1311 nucleotides long. RefSeq lists its product as uncharacterized. NCBI's taxonomy places the organism in Eukaryota, Metazoa, Nematoda, Chromadorea, Rhabditida, Rhabditidae. The transcript is spliced from 9 exons. The record is from RefSeq and is a predicted model, not a curated record. Bases 1 to 1311 code for a protein of 436 amino acids.
AUGAUGACGUUGGUCGAAUCGAAAGCGGAAUUCGAAAUUACAAAGAGAUCGAUGGAGGAUGAGUCUGAAAUUAAGGAUGCCGUAUUUUACAAUGUUACCGUACCCUUUGUCGAGACUUUUGUUCUCAAAAAUCCAGGAGAUUUUUGUAUUUCAAGAACAAUUGAUGGAGCAUUCUAUUUGUCGAUUGUCGCAAAUAAAAAGGAUAAAAAAGGAGGAGUUCGUGUGGUGAAUCUUCGUGUCGAAGAUUUUGAAAAAGAGGUCGGAAUUCCUGGAUUGAUAUUCGCGCGUGCGGACACUCUUGCUCAGCUGAUCUACCAAUUGAAACAUGAGAAUAUGGACAUUCUCAGUGGAGUUUUGGAGGAGAAGUUGACGAUGAAUCGUUUGUUGGGACCUCAGGUCACUGCGAUGCAUAACAUUCUUCAGACUGGAAAAUCGGUGAAAGUUCAGAGAAAACUCUCGCAGGACACGACGUCUCCGAUCUACAUCGGCGAGAUGAAAUUUUCCGAUGGAAAAAUCAAGGAGGCAGUUUUCGAGGAGAUUCCAGGAGGUGGUCAGAAUCCCACUGAGCUGAAAACGUUCUUCGAAAAACUGGUCAAUUCGCGCACCCGUAAUUCCCGAAGAGGCGUCAAUGCGAAAAGUCUUCGCGGGAAGAAUCUUCCGAUUCGUAUUCCAAUUGGAGCGAUUAUGAACCCGCCCACUUUGAUCUAUGAAUUUCGUAGAAACAACAAGUUGGAAGUCGGCUGUAAUCUCGAGGAUUUCUUGUUCUUCCAUCAGAAUCGGCUUGACUUGACUCAACGGAUCAAGAUUUGCUCGUCGGCCGUCCGUGUUCUCUCAGAACUUCACCAUGCUGACAUCUACCACGGAGCAUCUCAGCUAGAGCAUUUCUACGUGGAUUUCGUCGGACUCACGAACGAGGACAUCAAGUAUUAUGUACUUGUUUUUAAUGGAGCCAGCGGAUUGAUUUGCGAGGGAAAAUCCGACAACUCUGUGUCGGUUGUCGACUAUGAUUCAACUGCUCCUGAGGUUGCAUUCACUAGAAAAUUGACGAAGGAGAGCGGAGUUUUUAAUUUGGGACGUCUUUUCGAGCAGAUUCUGAAGCCGGAUCUGUUCAAGUCGUAUAGUGAAUCGAAUGAGGGAUCGCCGGAAUCCCUGACCGAAAUGCGUCGUCUGAUCUCCCGUGCCACGCACCCCAACCCGACUCGUCGCCCAACAAUGCAUGGAAUUGUUAUGAUGAUUCGAGAUGUUCUCUUGAAGGCUCCGAAAUCGAGCUCUCCCAUCUGUAUGAUCCAUUUCGAUCAGUUCACCAACUGA